AUGAUUCAGAUCUGGGCCUCUUGUCUUUUCCCUCUGUUCCUGACUGGCUUCGCUCAGGAGACUCUGAAGCCACAAGAGACAAAGGUGGAUUGCAACAAAACAGUGACAGACACCAUCUAUGAGUAUGGAGCUGUCACCCUCAAUGACAAGAAGUAUAUUCAGUUCAAGCAGUACGCAGGCAAGCAUGUCCUCUUUGUCAACGUGGCCAGCUAUUGUGAUCUGACAGCUCAGUAUCCUGAACUGAAUGCUCUGCAGGAAGACCUUCAGCAUUUCAAUGUCAUCAUAUUGGGCUUUCCCUGUAACCAGUUUGGAAAACAAGAACCAGGAAAGAACUCAGAGAUCCUCUCUGGGCUCAAGUAUGUGCGUCCAGGUGGUGGCUUUGUUCCUAAUUUCCAGCUCUUCGAGAAAGGGGAUGUGAAUGGAGAAAAUGAACAGAAGGUCUUUACCUUCCUGAAGAACUCCUGCCCCCCAACCUCUGAACUUUUAGGCUCAUCAAAACAUCUCUUCUGGGAGCCCUUCAAGGUCCAUGACAUCCGCUGGAACUUUGAGAAGUUCCUGGUGGGGACUGAUGGAGUCCCUGUCAUGCGCUGGUUCCACAAGAUUCCAGUCAACACAGUCAAGUUGGACAUCCUAGAGUACCUAAAGCAGUAUGAUACCCAGUAG
Molecule: messenger RNA, 663 nt
Organism: Castor canadensis (American beaver)
Lineage: Eukaryota; Metazoa; Chordata; Mammalia; Rodentia; Castoridae
Gene: Gpx6
Product: glutathione peroxidase 6
Biological process (GO): response to oxidative stress
Molecular function (GO): glutathione peroxidase activity
Source: RefSeq, a predicted model, not a curated record